Molecule: messenger RNA, 2191 nt
Organism: Hypomesus transpacificus
Lineage: Eukaryota; Metazoa; Chordata; Actinopteri; Osmeriformes; Osmeridae
Gene: mettl9
Product: methyltransferase like 9
Exons: 5
Coding region: 172-1146 (324 amino acids)
Molecular function (GO): protein-L-histidine N-pros-methyltransferase activity
Source: RefSeq, a predicted model, not a curated record
UUGUUGGCAGUAGCUUAAGUCGUGCACUAGGGUUACGUGUGCACUCUCAACUGGAUGGUUUUCCUUCUGCAUCUUAUAUUACACAUGUCUGGUUGUUAUUUCGUGUUAGUCGGUCAUUCUGCUUGAUCGGGGGGUAUCUCAGUCACACACAUGUGUUGAGCUACUGUCAAUAUGUGUUAUCUACAGCUGAGGACAUUGCUCUUUCUAGCGUGGGUGGUAGGAUACAUCGCAUUUCUUCUUGCCAUUAGAAGAAUGUGGACGGGUAAAUACGUGCGCAGUCCACUCGCCCGUUCGUUUUUCAUGAACAUGGUGAGCGAAAGCGAAGCAACCACGCUCGAAACGCAGGAGUGGUAUCGGUGUGCCCCCGACCUUCUCGGGGAGGCGAUGCGACCGUUGUUUGUCCAGAGCCACCUGGACUCCGAUACUCAAGCUUUCCUGAGACGCAGCGUUGAGAAGUCAGGCUGGAUGUUUACUCAGCUCUACCACUCCUUUGUGUCCACAGUCCUCAGCCCGCUCGUCUCGCGCACAUCCAUCAACGGGUUCCUGAGUCGUGGCUCCAUGUUUGUGUUCUCUGCGGAUCAGUUCCGCCGGCUGCUCCGCAUCGCCCCCGAGUGGCAGGCAGAAAGACUGCUGGACCUGGGGGCUGGGGAUGGGGGAGUCACGGAUGUCAUGGGGGCUCACUUCAGAGAGGUGUACGCCACGGAGGUCUCCCCGCCUAUGAAGUGGCAUCUUCAGAGGAGGAAUUACAAGCUUCUGGGUAUAGAGGAGUGGCAGCAGGCUGGCAUCCAGUACGACCUGAUCAGCUGUCUGAACCUGCUGGACCGCUGUGACGAGCCCCUGGAGCUCCUCAGGGCCAUCAGGCAGGCGCUGGUGCCCAGGACAGGAAGACUCCUGCUAGCCGCAGUGCUGCCCUUCCAGCCCUACGUGGAGAUAGGUGGCAAAUGGCAGCGCCCCCGAGAGCACCUGAAAGUGAAGGGCAAGACGUGGGAGGAGCAAGUGACAAACCUGUCCAAUGAGGUGUUCCGGGGGGCGGGGUUUGAGGUGGAGGCGGUGACUCGUCUGCCCUACCUGUGCGAGGGGGACAUGUACAAGGAUUACUAUGUCCUGGACGACGCCGUGUUCGUCCUGAAGCCCGUGGACGAGUGAAGGCCGACCAGGAUGAGGGUCUGGAGUCCCGAAGCUCCAUCCUUGUGACCGCAACCAGGUCAACCGAUCAUCUUAGCCCAUGUUGUUAUUCAUCCAUGUCACACAAACGCAGGGGAAUUGCCAAGCUGGCUCUCCUGAACCGUAGGUCGGGUGCUGGUUUUAUUUUACAUGGGUGAGACAUGUCUGGCAUGGGACAUGUUUUGCAAAUCUAUCCCCCCCCAUCCCCCCCACACUUUUUAUUAAGAAAAUUAUAUUUAAUGGUUGCAUCGUCAUAAAUAAAUAAAAAGAUGUCUGAAAACAGUUUUAAAACAAACUUACGCCCCUGGGUUUGAAUCUGUCUAGAACAUUUAAGACGUUUUAUCUGUGUGUACAGAAGGGCUAUUUUCCCUUUUGUGGUGCUGUUUGAAGGCUGGUACAUGUGGUUGUUGAGAGUUCUUCAAACUCUACAGUCUAUUGUCACCAGUGUAGGAUGGUAUUUUGUUGACAUCAUCAUUGUGACCCAUUACAGUGGACUGAUGAAUCUUGACAAAGCUCAGGUAGCUUGUAUGCAUCUGCCAUCUUGUGUAAUACCUCUACUUUAUUGUGCGAAAGUAAGUUGAUUGGUAUGUUUUUUAUGAAAUGUAACCUUGCGGGUAUUGUACACCUGUGUUGCAUUUGGUGAAAAAUUAAGUCUUCCUCUGUUAAACUGUAACUGUCAUCUCACCCUUCUCACUGGGUCAUUCCUUCCACAGCAGUAGUUUGUGUAAGAAUGAAAUCUGUUGUCUGGAUUUAGGCAGACAUAGAUAGAAUUCCAACCUAUUGUUGCUUGUAAACGCACACAACUUUCACAGGACCAACAUAAGAAAAGCACACAUUUUCUCAUGCAUUAUUAAUAUCCAUUUACAAUCCCGUUACAGGGGUGUGAAUAAUGAAAGCAAUAUGAGGCCUUUCAAAAUGAGUACCUCCCAUCCAUAUCGUUCAUGUUAACUCGUAUGUGCCACUCAUUGUAUUACUGUAUUUGAUGGGUUAUCACCACAGAGCCAAUAAAAACAUUUUUUUUCUGUGA